UCCUGGCUCCUAAAAAACCGCAUCCCCAGCCGUUACCGUACACCCUCACACACCCAUCUUCCCUUCACUCGCUACUCACUAACACUCAUUCUCACACUCAUACUCUUCGUCUUCUUCUUCAUCUUCUUCGUCACCUUCGUUUCAAUCAUACCUUCUUUUUCAAAAUCACAUUCUAGGGUUAGGGUUUCGGCAUUAUGAUGUGAAACGAAGCACGCCUAGUCGACCGUCUCCUCCCAAACCCUCCCCUCCGCCGCGAUCUCUGCUCCUCCUGCCAUGGGAAACUGCUGCAGAUCCCCGGCCGCCGUGGCCCGCGAGGACGUCAAAUCGAGCUUCUCCAACGCAGACCACCAUGGCAAGCGCGGCUCCGGCGCUGAAGCUGUCAAACAGAAGGCGCCGAUCACGGUCCUCGCCGGCGUGCCCAAGGAGAACAUCGAGGACCGCUACCUCGUGGACCGCGAGCUCGGCCGCGGCGAGUUCGGCGUGACUUACCUCUGCAUCGACCGUGACACGCGCGAGCUGCUCGCGUGCAAAAGCAUCUCCAAGCGGAAGCUCAGGACCGCCGUCGACGUCGAGGACGUCCGCCGCGAGGUCGCCAUCAUGCGCCACCUGCCGGAGAGCCCCAGCAUCGUGUCACUCCGCGAAGCCUGUGAGGACGACAAUGCCGUUCACCUCGUCAUGGAGCUCUGCGAGGGGGGUGAGCUCUUCGACCGGAUCGUUGCCCGCGGCCACUACACCGAGCGAGCUGCUGCCGCUGUCACUAGGACGAUUGUGGAGGUCGUGCAGCUCUGCCACAAGCACGGGGUCAUCCACCGCGACCUGAAACCGGAGAAUUUCUUGUUUGCAAACAAGAAGGAGAAUUCGCCGCUCAAGGCUAUUGACUUCGGGCUUUCCAUAUUCUUCAAGCCAGGCGAGAGGUUCUCUGAAAUUGUUGGAAGUCCAUAUUAUAUGGCUCCAGAAGUUCUCAAGCGGAAUUAUGGACCAGAAAUAGAUAUAUGGAGUGCAGGAGUAAUUCUCUACAUCUUACUGUGUGGUGUUCCCCCGUUUUGGGCUGAAUCUGAGCAAGGAGUUGCACAGGCCAUUCUUCGAGGGCUUAUAGAUUUCAAAAGGGAACCUUGGCCAAGUAUUUCUGAAAGUGCUAAAAGUCUUGUUAGGCAAAUGUUAGAACCAGACCCUAAGCUUCGAUUAACUGCUAAACAAGUGCUUGAGCAUCCCUGGCUCCAAAAUGCCAAGAAGGCUCCUAAUGUUCCACUUGGAGAUGUUGUCAAGUCAAGGCUUAAGCAAUUUUCAAUGAUGAACAGAUUCAAAAGAAAAGCCCUUAGGGUCAUUGCUGAUUUCUUAUCCAAUGAAGAGGUUGAAGACAUCAAAGAUAUGUUCAAGAAGAUGGAUAAUGAUAAUGAUGGCAUUGUUUCCAUAGAAGAACUGAAAGCUGGAUUUCGAAACUUUGGGUCUCAACUUGCUGAGUCUGAAAUUCAGUUGCUUAUUGAAGCUGUAGGUAGUAAUGGUAAGGGAACACUAGACUACGGAGAAUUUGUUGCUGUUUCCCUUCAUUUAAAAAGGAUGGCUAAUGACGAUCAUCUUCGUAAGGCCUUCUCCUAUUUUGACAAAGAUGGGAAUGGAUAUAUUGAACCGGAUGAGCUACGGAAUGCCUUGAUGGAAGAUGGAGCAGAUGAUUGUACAGAUGUCGCAAAUGAUAUUUUCCAAGAAGUAGACACAGAUAAGGAUGGACGUAUCAGCUACGAUGAAUUUGUUGCUAUGAUGAAAACUGGAACGGAUUGGAGAAAGGCAUCAAGGCAUUAUUCACGUGGGAGAUUCAAUAGCUUGAGCUUAAAGUUGAUGAAAGACGGUUCUUUAAACUUAGGAAAUGAGUAGUUGUCUGAGUGUUUGGCUAUAUUCGAUCUGGCUUUCCAAAUAGUGUAAUAUUCCUCCUACAAUAUGGACUUGGCUUCUUUGUGAUGAUUAUUUGGUUCCACUUUUAGAAGGGUUCCUUUCCACUUGGUGCUGUGCGAGUUACGAAGGAUUGGGUACGCCAAUUAUACACGCACUUCGUUACUUGUGUAAAACAUGGUACCUUGGAGCCACUGGUGUGACAUGUAUGAUUCCACUCGUUUUAACCACUCCUGCUUCUCUUCUGGUGUGACAAUGUUGAAUCAAAAACUGUUUAGUGCAGUCAGAAUAUGUUUAUCAAAGUGCGAAUAUCUUGUAGUUCCAAUUCUGGACUCUCUUUUGGUCAUUCUAUCCCUCUCUUUCCACUGCCUCAUAAUGGCCAAUGGCCAAAAAACAUUUGUUUACUCCGGAAUGCUGACAACAUUUGAUUUUUCUUGUCUCGUAGCAUGACCUGUAAGAUAUUCUGAUCCUGGAAAUGUGCACACAUGGAACCGUUGCUGUUGAAUUUGUGGGUGGCUAAGAAGUACAAGUCGCAGGUUUUGUUG
Molecule: messenger RNA, 2429 nt
Organism: Vigna unguiculata (cowpea)
Lineage: Eukaryota; Viridiplantae; Streptophyta; Magnoliopsida; Fabales; Fabaceae
Gene: CPK13
Product: calcium-dependent protein kinase 13
Biological process (GO): protein phosphorylation
Molecular function (GO): calcium ion binding; protein kinase activity; ATP binding
Source: RefSeq, a predicted model, not a curated record